UGGAGCGUCGAAGAAGAACACUUCCGUUUUCCUUUCGGCUCCCGCCCCGCUCCGCCAUCAUGAAGUCCUGAACAAAAACGGAUGAGAGUCGAGCAAAAUGGGGAUAACACGAACUGCAGAUGAAAUCCGCUGGCAACAGUAACGUAAUGACAGUACAAAGUGGAGCACGUAGCGGACCGGUGGACAUUAAUGAAUCAGUUUCCCAUUGAAACCGUCCUAGGCACCUCCUGGCGUUACGUUAUUUAGUUAGCGGUGUUGCUAACAGCAGCUGGAGCUAGCCUCUGAUUUUCUUUGGAAGACAGCUCUGCUACUAGCUGGCUGGCUAGUCUAGCUGGCAGGCGUCAGUCAGCUAGCUGUCACUUUAAUUGACUGGCACUUUCCUCAUGUCAAGUCGUGCCGACGUGCUAGCUGUCCAAUUGACUUGGAGCAUCAGGAUGGAGAGGGGUUUGAGUAAAAGCAUCGACAGACAGAAUGUGGUUUGUUCGUGUUGAAUAGACACCAGUGCCGAGGAAAGGGGAGUGAGACCAGUAUUUUCCAGCCAGGCCGGUUAGCUAGCUCCAGAGCUAGCUACAGUGGAUCCCAAAAGCCACGGCGCUGGCCAUGCCGUCGAGUGUGCGGGCCGGGAGCCUGAAGGACCCGGAGGUGGCUGAGCUGUUCUUCAGGGAGGAUCCUGAGAAGCUCUUCACAGACCUGAGGGAGAUCGGCCAUGGGAGCUUCGGAGCGGUCUACUUCGCCCAUGACAUCCGCACCAAUGAGGUGGUGGCCAUCAAGAAGAUGUCCUACAGUGGCAAGCAGUCCAAUGAGAAAUGGCAGGAUAUUGUCAAGGAAGUGAAGUUCCUCCAGAAACUGCGCCACCCCAACACUGUUGAGUACCAUGGCUGCUACCUGAGAGAGCACACAGCAUGGCUGGUGAUGGAGUACUGCUUGGGCUCAGCUUCUGACCUCUUAGAAGUCCACAAGAAACCCCUUCAGGAAGUGGAAAUAGCUGCCAUAACCCAUGGUGCGUUGCAGGGAUUAGUGUAUCUUCACUCUCACAACAUGAUUCACAGGGAUGUGAAGGCAGGAAACAUCUUGCUAACAGAGCCAGGCCAGGUCAAACUGGGAGACUUUGGCUCUGCCUCCAUCGUUGCCCCAGCCAAUUCCUUCGUGGGAACACCUUACUGGAUGGCCCCUGAGGUGAUCCUGGCAAUGGACGAGGGUCAGUACGACGGGAAGGUGGAUGUGUGGUCACUUGGCAUUACCUGCAUAGAGCUGGCGGAAAGGAAGCCUCCUCUGUUCAACAUGAAUGCUAUGAGUGCCUUAUACCACAUCGCCCAGAAUGAGAGCCCUGUGUUGCAGUCUAAUCACUGGUCUGAUUAUUUCCGCAAUUUUGUGGACUCCUGUUUGCAGAAGAUCGCUCAGGACAGACCUACCUCUGAUGUGCUGCUCAAGCACCAUUUCCUAUGCAGAGAGCGUCCUAUGACAGUUGUGAUGGACUUGAUUGCCCGCACCAAGGACGCUGUCCGCGAGCUGGACAACCUUCAGUACCGGAAGAUGAAGAAAAUCCUCUUCCAUGAGGCACACAACGGUCCCGCACCAGAAGGAGGCGAUGAGGAAGAGGAUGUGGAGCAGUAUAUGCUGCGCACCGGCACAGUCAACAGCAUGGAGAGCUCCCACUCUCUGCCAUCCAUGUCAAUCAGUGCCAGCUCCCAGAGCAGCUCGGUCAAUAGCCUGGCAGACGGCUCUGACGACAGCGGGGAGAUGGCCAUGAUGCAGGAGGGAGAGCACACCGUCACCUCCAACAGCUCUGUCCUGCACAAACCCCUGAGCCAUGACAACAUCUAUGAUGAUCCCUAUCAGCCAGAGGUUGACUCACAACGAGAAGCUUCGUCUGCUGGUGGUGGUGGCGGAGGAGGGGGGGGGAGGCGUCGUCGUGGCAGAGACCAUUUUGCCACCAUCAGGACAGCCUCGCUCGUCACUCGUCAGAUCCAGGAACAUGAGCAGGGCUCGGCCCUGAGAGAGCAGAUGUCUGGGUACAAGCGAAUGCGACGGCAGCACCAGAAGCAGCUGAUGGGCCUGGAGAACAAGCUGAAGGCAGAGAUGGACGAGCACCAGCUGAGACUGGACAAAGAGCUGGAGAAUCAGAGGAACAGCUUCUCCAUGGAGGGGGAAAAACUCUCCAAGAAGCACCAGGUCAUCCUGGAGAAGGAGGUGAGCUGGUGGAGGACGAAUGAGACAAAGGCAGUCCUGACUGAGGAGAAGAAGUUCCAGCAGCACAUACUGGCCCAGCAGAAGAAGGAGUUGACUAGUCUGCUGGAGUCCCAGAAACGGCAGUAUCGCCAACGCAAGGAGCAGCUCAAAGAGGAACUAAAUGAGAACCAGUCAACACCAAAGCGGGAGAAACAAGAGUGGUUGGUGCACCAGAAGGAGUGUCUGCAGCAGCUGCAGGCAGAGGAAGAGGCAGGCCUGCUGCGACGGCAGAGGCAGUAUUAUGAGCUACAGUGUCGCCAGUAUAAAAGGAAGAUGCUGCUGGCACGCCACAACCUGGAGCAGGAUCUGCUCCGAGAGGAACUGAACAAGAAGCAGACUCUGAAGGACUUGGAGUGUGCCAUGCUCCUGCGUCACCACGAGUCCACCCAGGAGCUGGAGUUCCGACAGCUGGGUUUGGUGCAGCAUACGCGGGCCGAGCUGAUCCGCACGCAGCACCAGACGGAGCUCACCAACCAGAUGGAGUAUAACAAGAGGCGUGAGCAGGAGCUGCGUCAGAAACACGCCGUGGAGGUCCGCCAACAGCCCAAGAGCCUCAAAGUGAGUGAGAGGACCCAGAGCCAGGGGUCAACUGAGGAGGGAGAGAGCCAGACAACAGAGGGGCAGAGUGGCAGCUGGGACAGUGAGGCGGGAGUGGUACAAAUAGAGGUGGAGGGCGAGAGGGAUGGCGAGUUAAAAAAGGAGAGGGAGGUGUUAGUUAAAGAGAUGUAUGAUAAUCAGGAUGAGCUUGAUGGAGCAGUAUUAGAAUUUAGAGAUAAGGAGUUAGAGGGUGUCCCUGUGGUUGAACGGAAAAAUGAGGUAGAUGACGACAACAAACCAAAGGGAAAUGAUGAUGAUGAGGAGGAGGACGAGUGGAAAAUCGGUGAAGAAAGGACAGAAGUGAGGGAAGUAGAAGGAGUGCAGUGGGAGGAUGAUCACAGUAAAACUGCACAUGCAGACACUGAUGAAGAGGAAGAAGAGGGCAGGGGCGUGGCAGAUGGUUGUCCGUCAGAGUUCAUCUCAUCCCUGUCCCCAGAAAAGAGACGACUCCGUGAGCGAGACAUCGAUGAGCUAUCUGAGUUUUACUUCCCUGUUGCUCCAGAGGAGCUUGAGCCCAUACCCACCUCACCCCCUCCCCCCGCCCAGAAUUCUUUGCCUUCAUUCUUCUCUCACACCAUCUGCCUCCUCCUCUCCCUCUCCGUUGCUGCCCAGCCUUCCAACCUCACUUUGCUGCUACUCUCCAUCUUCCUCCUCUCCCUCCGUCGCUCACCGCCUCUGCCCUCGGUGGCCUCUAUCCUCCUCUCCGCUGAGCUUGCCUUCUUGGCACUCUUCUUCUCGUACCUCUUCCUUCGUUCCUGCUGCUCUCUGUCUCUCUCCACCUACCUGUCGCUCAGCCUCUGGGCCAGCGGCCUCUUCAGUUUAGGACUCUCCCUCAGUUUGGGGAUUUAUUACAUCCCCAUGAUUUUGAUCUCCGCCUCCUUCCUCAGCUCUCCCUCCCUCUUCCUCUCUCUCUACUUGGUGGUGGUGCUGAUUGUCAGGCCGGCCCGCGACUUCCUCCAGUAUGCACCCCGCAAAGUCAACCGCCUCUGCAUGCGCGUCCUUUUCCGCCUGCCUCGACCCCUGUUUGCCAUGUGCCAGUCAGUCCUGGGCGGUAUGGCUGAGCGUAACCUCUAUGAGAUGUUUCCCAAAGCAGGGCGCAACUGGGGUGUGCGCCAGUCCAAAAUCCCAGUCCCCCUGAAGAGCUUGCCCUUAGAGUAUCAGGCUCGCUGCUGUAACACCUCUCCCUUAGCCAAAGGCCUUCUCUGGGUGAGGCGUUUCAGUAGACGCCCCCUCGGGGUCCUGGCAGACCUGGCUAACUCCAUAGUGCUAAAACUAGCCAGACAGCUCCUUAAAAAGCUGCCACUCAGUGUCAGUAUCAAACUCCGAACUCUGGGCCUCUUGAAGAGGGAGAUCCCAAGCAGACUGCCCAAACUAUUACCCAGGGAGGUCAGAGAGAGGAGACAGAGGGGGAGAGAGAGGGAGAGACAGAGGAGGGAAGAGAGGGAGAGGAUGUUUCGUGAGGAGGCGAGGUGGGAGUGUGGGUUGAGACGAACUUCAUCUGGAAGGUUUGUCAGGGGGAAAAUUCGGCCGUGGAGAUAGUGAGAGUGUAAGACAAAUUGAAGGAAAGAGUGGGAGACGUGUGCUGGUGGUAUGUGUGUGAGCGUGAUCAUGAUCACGCUCCAUGUUCCAUUGUUCAUCCAUUGUUUGUGUGUCGUUUUGAUUUGGGCCCACGUCUCUCUCGUUAGAUAAUUCCCAAACUGGUUUUUGGUCCCAUUUCUUAAAGAUUAGAAAUAUUUUACCCUGCACACAUGUACAUCUGAUUUUGGCAGUUGAAGCUUAUCCAAACAUGUAUGCACACGAGCCAUACUGUUGAAUCAGUGGGCUCUGUGAACGUAAACAUGCAGCCAAACCCACGGUUACUGUACCAAACCCAGUGAAGUUUUACCAUUUUAUUAUUGUGCUUUUUGUAAAAGUUCCUUAAAGUUUCUUUAAUUUUGUUAUUUUGCUCUUAAUUUCUAAGACAAAUAUUUUCAUGGUUAUUUUUAAGACCGUUUUUGUGCAAUCUUUUGUUUUUCUUUUAUAGUGGUCUUAUUUAAUUGGGUGCACUGUUAUCUCAGUGCUUAGAACAAAUAUUACAGUGUUGCAUAGCUUCCUGGCUAUAAUUUCACUCCCCAAAGCUGAAUACUGUGAAAAAGAAAAAAAGACUUAAUAAUUUCACUAACAUCACCCUGAACACUACAGGUAGCUCUCAGUCAGUGUAAAAGUGCAAUAAUCAGCUAAGCAGAAAUAUCUGGGACCACUGUAGGACAUUUGAUAACAUUUUGAAGCGUAGCUUCUAUGUUUAGAAGUCAAAGUGGAAAAUGGUUAGUGGAAGUUUGGGGCCAUUUAGCUGGAACAUUAAGCCUAUCCAAUUCAUUGUUUCAUGCUAAGACAUCAUUGGAUAUUAUUUACAGCUGGUGAAAUCAUGCUUUCAGAUUCUAGUUAGAUAUGCUGUUUUUAUUGCGCUUUAUGCAAUAAUCUUGUGUUUUACCAUGUAAACAUUUAGAUAUUUUUCCCCUUAAUAAUCAUAUAAAUUUCACCAGUUGAGUGCCUAGUUAUAACUGUUUGCACAAAUGUUAAGUCUGUUGUGAAGUGACAUAUCCUACAUUUAUAGUGGAAACAUAAGAACGCAGGAUAUACUUUGGAGUAGUAAAAGUAUAAUAUAAUAAAAACCUAUUUAAUAUUUCACUGUAUCUUAAUUUAUAUGAAGCCAUAUAGACAAUCUUUUGAGACACGCAAUCAUAAAAUAAGUCCAAAGAUUGAUGCAACUACUGAAUGUGAAAGUUAAGAUUGAGCAGUUCAUGAUCAUAUGAAGAGAAGAUAUCCAGUAAUAGCAGACAUCUGUUUAAUUUUGCACUGUCCUAAAGACCAUUUUUUUAAAAACAAAAAAAAAAACAAAUGUGGGAGAACAGAUCACUUCAGUUUAGGGCUGCAACUAACGAUUAUUUCCAUUAAUGAUUAAUCUGCCGAUAAUUUUUUUGAUUAAACAUCCAAAAAUAGUGAAAAAAUGCUCAUCACAAAUUCCCAGAGCCUAAGGUGAUGUCUCCAAUGUUUGGUUUUGGUCAAUCAAAAGUCCAAAACCAAAGAUAUUCAGUUUGAAUUCAUAUAUGACAGAGUAAAGCACCAAAUCCUCUUGUAUGGCAUGGUUAGAAUGUAUGGCAUUUUUUCACUAUUUUUGCUUGAAAAAUGACUGAAACGAUUAAUCGAUUAUCAAAAUAGUUGCGUAUAAUUUUUCUGUCGAUCAACCAAUCGAUGAAUCGUUUCAGCUCUACUUCAGUCGGACCAAAAGGAAACUUGACGGUUAAAAGUGCCGUUUUUAUCUCAUGCUCUUGCAAAUUUGAGGACUUAAACAUCAAAAUGCUCUGUUCUAAUUGAAUGAAUUCAAAUUAACCAAAUUUCGUUUAAAAUUUGCAGUUGUGACAUGCAUAGUGUUUGAGAGUAUUAAGAAUUUAAAAAUGUGCAUAUUUGCAAGGGAAGUCUGGUAAUGAUGAGUAAAAUACGUUUGUGCUUAUAAAUGCUAAUUAUGUAGGAAAAUGUGCCCUGUAUGUCACAGAAGGACGACAUUUGAGCUAUUUACAUGGAGGAAUAUUACUGAGUAGGAAAACUCAAUCUUAACUGUAUUUGACACAGGGGGAACAAAAAAGUUGGGCACUUCUUUUAGGUGACGUGCAUUUGGGAAGUCUAGCUUUAAAAAAAGACAAUUCACAACAAACAUUGUUUUAUUUGAAUGUAACUUAUUUGCAAUUGAUUUACAUUUGUGUUCCAGUAUCAGUUAUUUCCUGUUCCUCUGUGUAUGUUUACAUGUUUGUAUUAUGUUUUGUUGUGACACCGUCUGAGAGUUAUAUCACCUUGAGUUUUUUAUAUUUAAUUUAUGCAGUAUUUAUAAGACUAGUACUGCAUUUUGUUUGGCAGCCAUUUUGUUGCCCUUUUAUUCUCAUUUUAGCUGCAUGAGUGUUGGCAUACUGUAUGGCCGUGUGCUCGUAAGCAUAGAAAAAUAUUUUGUCAUACUUCCAGAUUUUUCUUUACACAGAAAAUAAAUUCUUUUGUGUGAAAAUCA
Molecule: messenger RNA, 6862 nt
Organism: Siniperca chuatsi (mandarin fish)
Lineage: Eukaryota; Metazoa; Chordata; Actinopteri; Centrarchiformes; Sinipercidae
Gene: taok2b
Product: TAO kinase 2b
Exons: 17
Coding region: 601-4365 (1254 amino acids)
Biological process (GO): protein phosphorylation
Molecular function (GO): ATP binding; protein kinase activity
Source: RefSeq, a predicted model, not a curated record